Messenger RNA from Prorocentrum cordatum, 486 nucleotides. Lineage: Eukaryota; Dinophyceae; Prorocentrales; Prorocentraceae. The record is from the annotation of a GenBank genome assembly.
GAGGACUGGGAGGCCGGAGGCGUCGUCCAGGACGUGGUCACCGACGGCCCCCUCCAGCUGGGCGACAUCGAGAUGCCGGUGGGGUCGAUCAUGGUGGCGUUCCAGAACGGGGCCGCCCUGAAGUGGGUCUGGGCCCAGGACGUGCCCGCGCGCCUGAGGAGGGAGGGCGGCAGCGACGGCGACGCCUUCGACCUGGACGACUGGGCGGCCACGAACUCGGGCGGCGCGGCCGAGGUCUUCGGCUUCUCCGCGGGCGAGGACGCCGAGGUCUGGAGCAACAGCAAGGGCGAGUGGAUACCCUGCCUGGUCCAGGCCGUCUUCGUGCGGGAGACGGAGGCGGACGGCUUCACCGUGCCUCCCAACACCAUCAAGGUGGAGUCUGAGGCCGGGACGAAGUAUCUGAUGGCCUUCGGUUCAGCCCGCCACCGUGCCCUCCUCCUCCGCUUCCUCCUCCUCCUCCUCCUCCUCCUCCGCCUCCUCCUCCUC